AUGACUUUUUGGGUAACAAACUUUCUUUCAUUAUCUUUGUCAGGGACAGAUUGUCUCGACUUGUUACACCGGGGCUUCGACUCAACCGGGGUUUAUUACAUUGACCCUGACGGUAAAGGCGCUUUCCAAGUACUUUGCGACCAAGAAACAAACGGUGGUGGAUGGAUUGUUUUUCAAAAGCGCUUCAAUGGAGUUGUUGAUUUUGACAGAAAUUGGGCUGAAUACAGGGAGGGCUUUGGAAAUUUUUCUGAUGAAUUCUGGCUUGGAAACGAAAAGUUACAUCGUCUCACCAGCUCCAUGAAUCACCAGCUGCUUGUGGAAAUGGAAACAUUUCCUGGAAAGAAGGCGCAUGCGAGCUACAAAACGUUUACAGUCGAUUCCGAGAGUGAGAAAUACAGACUUUUUGUAGAUGGGUAUUUCGGUACAACUGGUGGAACAGACUCACUCGGUCCAAGACACAACAACAAAAUGUUCACCACCAAAGAUAGUGACAAUGACGAACACUUGAAAAAUUGUGCUAUACUUUGGAAAGGGGGAUGGUGGUUUGACGAUUGCUUUUUUGCAUUUCUAAAUGGCCCGUAUGUUCCUAUUGUGCUAGGUAAGAGUAUAUCAUGGGACAAGUGGAGAAUUGAACAGCUAAAACGAACAGCAAUGAAAGCGCGUGUAAGAAGGGGUAAGUGAAAAUACAAUUGACGAAUAUAAUUGAAAGAAAUUUUAUAAAUUUGUCGAAGAUACCCCCUUAAGGAUUCGAUCUUUGAACCUUAGAAUGUGGCGGUUAGAUACUCUACGAACUGAACUACGGAGCACAAUAGAUCAUUUGCGAGUUUUCUUGUGAAAAUGAGUUAUGUACGCAUGGGAAUUAAAAAACGUCUUCGUUUCAAAAGCCUUGUACUCACCCUCGUUUUCAAACAGAGGCCACGCAUAGUACCUCGAAAAUGGCCUGUUUGCUAAGCUCAGCCGAACAAUUUGGUCAUAUAUGAAAAGCUUGCUGCUUAUUUAUCAGUAUUUGGUAUGUCUAAGAGUCUUACGUGUGUGUGGAGAUAGCAACUUUUGAGUUCGAUGACAAGAAUUUUAAACAUUUACCACGAACGUGAGCAAAAAAAAUUUUCGUUUCCACGUGAGGACCCGAAUCAAAGUCCUCUUGGGUUGUGUCCUUGUGUACCGGUACUCAAAGGAACGAAACAUUAACGAACUGCGUCACAACUCCAUGUAUGGAUAUAAAAACAAUAGGUGGCCAGAUGUGUGGCCUGUACAAUUUGCAUCGCUCAAAUUGCAUUUAAAUUUGUACAUGCAGCAUUGCUGGUUUUCUAAAGAAGGCAAAACGGGUUUGGGGUUCUUAAAUUUUCUCUGGAAUUCCUAUUUUUUAAGAAAAAGUAAAUCACUAACGAUUUCAAAAUGGAUGUAAUAAUUGAAAAGAUAGCCUUUUUCUGGAUAUAUUUAUUUCAGAAAUAUGAUAUCAUGAUGCUAGCUGUAUAACAGCUGAAACGCUGCGAUCUUCAAUCGAUUGCCUGACUCUGAAUAGUUAGAAAAAUUAUUAAACAUUUGUCAAUCAUGGUUCGGAUAGUAGAGUAGAAUUAAUUUCCUGAUGCAGCACAUUAAUUUGUUGAUGAUGAAAUCUGUCUAUUAUUUCCAUUUUAUUUUAAGGCAUGUCGUUACUGCAACGGUAUAACUUGCUUUUAACCCCAAACACAGCGACAUAAAAGUAUGUUUUUAACAAAGUUUAAAUCUUUUCCUUACUCAGAGCGACCCGUGGAUUAUUAUCUCAGUUUCCCUGGCUCUUACCCUCAAGAUUUUGCAUCAGUUCCGAUUGUGUUGGAAUUUGAAGAAUUAACAGUUUCAUGGUGGAUCAGAGUUCCGCCAUCUCAAAAUUGGUCAGCAGUGUUUUCAAUAGCACACUUCAAGGAGGAUAGAAAGGUGGCAUUCUUAUACCAGAAGGAUCGACAGUGUAAAUUCAUUACAGACGGCAAAGAAUUGUAAGAAAAUCGGAAUAAAUUUGAUAAACUAUUAGUAAACUGAUUAACACAAUUUGCAUAAAACUCUUGGAUCAAUAUCAGUAUCUAGGCGACUGCCCACCUACCCCUCCCCUAACCCAAAAACAGUCAAUUGAUAACAAGUUAGGGUUAAUUUUGGGUUAGGGGAGGGGUAGGUGGGCAGUUGCCCAGAUACUGAUAUCGAUCCGAUUACUUUUACUACCAACAGACAACACUACACUUCUUAAAAUCAUACGAAUUUAAUUUUUAGAGAUUAAAUUCCACCUUUAAUUUCUUUCUGAGACAGAAUCCCAAGUUUUCAAUUAGUGGGCAGAUUUGUUUGACUGGUUUUUUUACUACACCACCACUAUAUUACUUACUUUGGGAAGAGAGAAGCAAUGGCGUUUUACUUCUUGUUCAUAGGGAAAUUACCUCUAAUCACGCGUUUGCUGAUUCUAAAUGGCAUCUCGUGUUGUUAGUAUGGAAAGUCGAUUCGGGCCACUUCCGUCUAUAUGUAGAUGACAAAUUUGAAUAUAAUAGGCAAACUUUUCGACAUUCGUCACCGUUCUCUGGCGGUAAUCUCAUCCUUGGACAAUCGCAAAGUAGUUUUGGCUUCAUACUGGAAGGCACAGCUAUGAAAGGCGAUAUCAUGCAUUUCAACAUGUGGGAACGUAUGCUUACUGGAGCAGAGGCAUUGGAUUUAUAUUCAGAUUGCGGCGUAAAAUUAGGAAAUCUUGUUCAAUGGCCAGAGAUAAACAUGGCUUUUCGUGGUAAUGUUACAAGGACUCCAUUGGUCAGGUGUCUUCCUAAAGGUAAACAAUUUUAGGUUAAAAAGGAAUACGACGGGCACACCUUCUACUUCCGUUCGUUACAUGUGGUGUCUCUUUCAGAGAGGCAAACGAGCAGAAGGCCUGCGAGUCCCUUAGCUAGUUAGGUAGGUUACCAGAUACGUAGGAAGGUAGGCUCGUAAACAGACAGGGUGGGGAUGGGGAGAGACGUGGGGACAGAGGUAGGCAGAGAAGGUACAUGUGAUAUAUUCGAAGAGAGACAAAACGCGAAAGUUGAAAGGUAAAAGAUCAGAAAUUAGGUAGAUAAAUGAUGUUAGGAGGGGUAAUACAUAUGUAGGGUAAUUUAGUAUUAUCAACUGAGUAGAUAACGUAAAUUGGGCACGGUAAAGAGUUUAAAAGCUGACAUUUUGAGCGUUAGCCCUUCACAGAGUUAUUGACGCAGGGCUAACGUUCGAAACGUCAGCUUUUAAACUCUUUACGGUGGCCAAUUUACGUUAUCAACUCAUUUACUAAAUUAUUAAAUUACCCUGUUAUACUCUCUCACCGACGCAGCACCACAGUUUCUUUAGAAACUUACGCCCCUAACCUUUUAAUUCCCAGAAGUGAUCAACAUAAAACUUCUCCCUAUGAUAUCCAUACAUUAUUCAGCAAACAGGUAAUGAAAAUAUUCAAACUUAUCCGAUAGAAACUGCUAUCUUGAUCUGACACUAAGUUCUCAUAACUAAUUGACAAGGAAACGUGUAGCAGCUAGAGGGGAGAAUUACCAAUCAGAUCUUGGGAGUUAAAGGGUUAAUACGCAUGUCGCCAAGUGAUUGAGUAGAUAGGUAUAAAAGGACUUUGGGAGGUGGGGUGAGGUAGGUACGCUGGAUGUUUGCACUUUUAGUGAGAGGGGCUGGGUACGUAUACAGCAAAGGGGAGGAGGGCCAGGAUAGCUGAUAGAUAGGGAGAAAAAGAUGUAGACAGCGAGAAAGGAAGGAUGGGUGGGUAAGUAAGCAGGUAGGGGAGGGGGCUGGAUGGAACAAAUGGCUAACGAGUUAUUUGUUCUUUAGGGUCGAUAAUUAUUUUUUUGCUUAACUAAACCGGAGUUUAUAUUCCGGGUACGCGCCGACUUGAUAAAAAAUUUUACAAUUUUAACAUUUUUUUCAUCUGUUCUUGUUGGCCGUUGGAUUUUUUUUUUGUCUCGGUUUUUUUUAGACAUUCAGUUAUAAGUCCUUAGUUUUUAUUUACAUCUGCAGCAAUUAGUUCAUUUGCAGCAGUGAACCUUGUAUUAGGAAGAUUAAUAUCAAAACAUGUAGUUUCACCCAAAAAUUUAGAGUGAUCUGAAAAAUUUUCACUUGAAAUUUAGCUAAUUAUGACUGGCCACUCAUGGGUGUUGACAGCAACAACAGACUGCGGGAUCAGAUCAAAUCUAAGAUUGCCUGGCCCAAUGUAGCUGAUGAAGAUAAGCACACAUACCUUGGUGUCCUCACUCGAACAGGAGAUGUAGGGGUGAGCUUGAACUCUUAUUCUGGAGAGUGUUUGGGUAACCUGGACAAUUGUCCCAACGGUCUUUCUCUCAGUUUUUGGAUGAAUUACAACGGUAAGAGGAGAGGCUUUUUUUCUGUGCGUUUAGUAGAUUUUCUGAUUUGUUUAAUGAACUGUUUAUUCAAGAACUGUUUGACUUCCUUUAAAGCGACGUGUCAGAAAACUUAUCUACUACCUGUGAAGUACCAGCGAAGAAAACUAUCGCAAGUUUGUGACGAAAAUCUCAGUCGUUUUUCUUCUAUAUCUGAGUGUAAUCGAAACUCAUAUUGAUUCACGAACUACAUCUAACAUUUACAUUCACUCAGCUAUACAACCCCUGAUAAAAUAAAUGCGAUUUUCGAGGAAAACAGUAGUAAACUAAGCGGCUGCUUUUAAUUUUCUCAUGAACAUAACCUGCCUUGCCCUGCGGAGGGUCUAAGAACAAAGAAAGAUAAUUUUCAUAAUCAAAACCUUGCAAAAAACACUAGGGAAAAGACACGACACUACCUUUAUUUUCUUGGAAGAGUUUUUGUUUUACUGCGGAGUAAAUUUUUUAAUUCGAAGUGGGUUCCUUUAACGAUAUUUUUGUAAUCAGUCCAUAUGGUUUUACUUCCUGGUAUUGUUGUAUGUUUCAUAAAUGUGGCCCUGAACACGCACUCCUCGCGCGACUUACAGCAGUUUUAGGGAAUAUCUUGUGGCUUUCUUAUUGAAUAUUAUGUCUGUAACGUAUAUAUUUCCAGGUUUCAGUGAACGCGCUCUGAAAGUAAUUUUUUCAGUCAUUUCCUUUCUCUUUCAAUAGCGCUUUUCGUUUCCUACAUUUUGGGGCUGAGAAACGAAUAUUACGAUGCUUUGAGGACAUGGCUUAAACCACUGAUGACUCAAACUGCCCGCUGGGAGCCUUGCUAUAGAGCUGUCAAAGACGGUUUUGGGGCACAGACGUUUCACGAAAAGUGCCCCAAUCACGCAGUGACAGUGACUUUAGUCAAAGUUGGAAAGUACAUUUUCGGUGGUUUUGCAGACCAGAGAUGGGGUGGUAUGUAAAAUGUUACUGUGUAACGUCUGGGAAAUAUGAGUGCAUUGAUUCACCCACAUAAGUAUCACAUUGACAAUGUUUUACAACUUAAAUGAUGUAAAUCCUGUUUUGAACUGCUACUGGAAUUCAAGGGAAACUGAUCCUCGUAGAUGAGCUGUGGUUCUACAAUUGCAAAAAACAACUGAAAAAAAAAUUGAUCUGUCGAUGAGAUUCGAUAAAUUCCGUACCUCCGUCUAAGAUAAAAGUCGGGCGCUUCUUUUCUGCAACUCUCUUGCGCAUCUUGUUAGCUUGACAUUGGUCUAAAUUCAAAGUUUUAUCUUUGCAAAGUUAUUUUCAACCCCUGGUUUCUGUUCAUCGGAAGUUUUCACUUCUGACACGUGUGUUCGGUAUGUUUUGGUGGAGAGCAUAUACACGUCGAAAGGGUAGUCAUGAUCAAGUGCAUGAGCAAAAUUCGAACGUAACACACAGCAGCCCCUGGAUCCUCUUGAUUUUUUUCGAUAACGAAACUGAUCUACACCAAAGAUAAAAGUAUAGAAAUCAGUGUCCUGUACAAGGAAAUUAAUCUCUAAGCUUCAUUCUCUAUUGAUUCACUUCAAAGGGACCGUAGGAUCUUCGCAGUACCUUUGGAGCAGACGUGCCUUUUUGUUCAGUCUUGUCAAUCCUACAGGCUCACAACCUCUCAAGCUUGAUGUUAAACCUGAUAAGGCUGACAAAGCUCUACUACAGGAUCCACAGGCAGGACCAGUAUUUGGAGAGAAUGACCUUUUCAUUGGCAACAAUUUAGACCAGUCAGCGGUAUCGUUCAGUGAUCUUGGGCAUGCGUAUGAGCUUCCCAGUAUCUCUCAUCAAGCCGGUACAAUCAGCGCUAGACGGUUUUUUGCAGGAACCUACAGGUUUAUGCCAGACGACAUAGAGGUGUUUUCCUACAGUUGUAAGUUAUGUCUGAUCUUACCUAUUUCUAAACAGUCCCAAAUGAAGAAUUUUUCUCUAUGAAACGGUGUUAUUUAACAAAUGUGGCUUCUUCCUUUCUUCUUCGAUUCACUCUGACAAAGGGCUGACGCUUGGAACGCCAGCUUUAGAAUCUCUUUACGGUGACCAAUUUACAACAUGAACUCAGUUGAUGAAACCAAUUUAUUUCUUCAUGAUGUUCUUUGCUUGAAUGCAGAGUUUGGGAAUUUUCCAAUUUGAACUGUUACCCUAGAACAACGCAAAAUACCAGAAUGUUAAAAGAGAAGGGGAAGGAACAAGGAGUAAGGUCCAGAGGACUGAGAAAGAGGAAUAGAGAACAGAGUAUAGGAUCAGGGUGCUCAUAUAUUCGUUCCCCGUAAAAAUUUUAAAAUACAGCUGAGGAUAAUGUUUGCAUCUAGUUAGUAAUUAUAACAUUCGUGUGUAAGUAUACUUAACGUCGAGCUAAUAACAUCAUGUUUGUCACAUCAGCGUACAAUUUUGUUUUUCGGCGCUUCUUAAAGCUGAUACCAUGCCUAGUGAUACAAAAGAGAUGGAUACCCUUUAAACAAGAGUAUAUCAACUUGCUUUAAAGUAAUCAUAUAACUUUACAAAUGCUUCUUUAAUUUUUUAUUUAAGAUUCGUUCAAAAGAAAAGCUCAAAAUCCACUUGUUACCAUAGCGACUAGAAGGGUGACCCAAGAAACAACUUGUUUUACCCUUAACACCUUGACAUCAGUAGUCUCCAUACUGCCAUCCAUACAAUUUUUCUGUUACUGAUACGGAGAAUUUAUUUAAUAAUCCAGCCUAAGGGUAAAAUAUUUAAUAUACAGCGUGCUCUUUUGUGUAUAAUUUUGAAAUGGUUGAGUCAAAACCUCCAUACAAUCAAUUCCCCUCUCUCUUUCUUUCUCUCCCUUUAUUUAAUUUUUUUAUGUUGUUUAUUCAUUUUUUUAAACCUCAGUUAACGCUGAGGAGCUCACCAGUCCAGAAUUUACGGCAACCAACUCCUACGAAGACCUUACUUACGCCCCAUUUCGGGCUCGUCCAUCGAGCCCUAACCCGUGGUGUGCCAAAGUCAAUUCAAAGGAGCAAUAUCUACAAAUUGACCUGGGGACGAAACAAAGUGUUAGAAAAAUUGAGCUGAUAAAACGCAACAACGAUACCAAAUAUGUUAAGAAAUAUAGGAUCAAGUACCGUGUCAAUACUGGAGGCACUUUUCAUAAAUACGAUGAUAAUAAGGUGAGAGUUAUUAAUAGUUACUGUGGACCUUCAGAGCCGAAAUUUUGCCAAGAAUUUUUUUCUCAUUCUCCAUGUGAAACAUUUAUCCGAUUCACGUCACUAUUUGAGUGUCUGUGCGCCCUCUCCCCUAAACCAACUGAUAACGAGUUAGGGCUAAUAUUGGAUCAGGGGACCUUCGAGAUAUAGUAAAUAAAUAGCGUAAGGUGAUUUUUAUUGUAUUUUUGGUAAGUUACUCCUUUGCUAGUCACUCUUUACUUAAAAUACAGGGACUCCAAUUACUCCAACAAGCAUAUUUUGUAGUCGAAAGACGUUUCCUGUUUCGUGACGGUUAGGACACCUGCAUCGGUGAUUAUGGAGAAAGAGUCCGUAAAUAAAUGAUAUUACUUCAUUACAAAACAAGAAGACGGACAAAAAUUCGCUAGAUAUAUUAUGAGUAAAUUCAUAACCGCGUUUUGAGUUGUUUGAGAUCGCCGAUGGGUCGGUUUUGGCCGCUAAUUUGGCCGUUGGUUUGUUCCACUUUUCUGUUCUUUCCCUGGGUAGCGCUUUCUUCCUUUUUCACUAUUCCGUUCUCAGGACCUUCUCUUGAACCUCAUUUUGCCCAAUACGAUUUUCGAUCUUACUUUGUUUAGAGUGCUUGAACAUUCAAAGCACGUGUUUUCUUCGUCAAAGGCAGGUCCGUAGCCAGACUUCAGAAAAAGACGAGACAAGUUUCGAGCGCCGAAGGUGCAAGCCGCUAAGGGUUCUGUGGGCACGCCUCCCGAGAAAAUUUUGAAAUCUUAAGGCUCAGAAAUGCUCUUUUAAGUAUUUCCCGUGGCAUUUUUCUUUAGAAAACACAAUCUUAGACCAAAAUCAAGAUGAGGCAAUUGCCUCGUCUUGCCUCAUGCUAGCUAGGGCCCUGCGAGGCAUAACGUCUCCCUAGCUGCACACAUAGUAAAUACUUCCACCACAAAGAAAGUUCGCUGAGGGAGAAAAUUAGUUGAUGUAUAAUAAGAAGACAUAUAAGAGACUCACGUUCUUGUUUCAUCAGAAGUUUGAUGUGCAAAAUCCUGCUUCAGUUAAUGUAACAUCUGCCAGAUACAUUCGACUAUAUCCUGAAUCGUGGGAAAACAGUAUAUGUAUGCGUGUUCGACUUUACAAAAAAGAAGGAGGCAAUUACGUAGGUAGGUCUAUUGAUCUCUUAAAUUCCUUGUGGUACUUGACUAACACGUCCUCUAAUAUUAACAACGGUUAUCGGGAAUAGAUUUGAAAGGGUCAACUUCAGUAACCGAGAUGAAAUUUCUUAAACAAACAAAUGUCCCUGAUUCAUUCAUUUCUCUUAGAUCUCGGUACCGACAAUUCAUCAGCUAUCCCUGAUAGUAGCUUCAAAGCAAAGUCUUGGCUUUGUUACAGCAUACCAAGUCUGGGUAUGGUCGCCAGUAACGAGCUAUGCUAUGCGGCUUGGUGUGGACAAGGUCCUUCAACAUGGCUUGAAAUCAAUAUUGGGAGCAAACAAAUGCUCGCCAGGAUGGCGACACGAGGACCUCAGCAAGGUAAUCCAGUGUCAUCUUUUUACAUAGAGUACAGCCUCGAUGCUGCAACAUGGUUGAAUUACACCGAGGGAGGAGUGAGACGGGUAAGUGGUAUCUACUGGCGAAGAGGUGGAAUAAUUUUUGCAUGAGAAUUAAAGAGAGUACGGAACAUUCGUUUACAAGAAUCUUACAAGUUUACAAGCUCUUUAACUAUGAGACAAAGAAAGGUAAGCAUGAUUCAGUAAGUUCAAUGAGCACAAGGGAAAAGGAGGGCAAAAGAGAAGUACGGAAGUCUCCCACAAAGCCAUUUCUCAGAUCGUCACACAAAGCUCCAAUAACACAUUAAAUUUGAUGGAUCAAUGCAGUCAUAUUUUCAUGUUAUCAGUAGUGAUAGACUUAUACAACUUCUCAGCCAACCCUUGUGAGGAAAGGGCCCUUCCUUGCAGUACUGCACCCAUUGGGAAACACUCUUAAUUCUAGCCCUACUUAUACUUGCUACUCUUAAACAUGCCUUGCGAACCACCUGUUUAUUCACGAAAAUUAACACUUUCGUAUAGGUUAGAAACAAACCUGUACUGUAUAUUCAGCGCCAAUUAAAUUUUUGCCAUAUUAUUUUGUUAUUUUUCCUUCAGAUAUUCUAUGGAAACUGGGUUACAACGUGGGUUUAUCAUCAUUUUCUUCCUCACCUUGAGACUCAGUUUCUUAGAAUUAUGCCACAGGACUGUGGAUCUUUCUGUUGUCUAAACGUAAAGUUAUGGAUUCCAAAAGGUAAUUAAGGCUCUCAGUGGGUGAUGUCUUUUACAGCUAACGGUUAAAAUUCUGGUCAUGUUACGACUAACUGUAAAUUUGGGUCCUCCAUGAGUCAAUUCUGGGUUAAAAAAAGAAACAAAACAAAGUAUAUCAUAUGUACAAUACUAAUUCAGUAACAGUAUUACUAUGUAUGUAUCAAGAUAAGAUGUAUAUGAAUCGGUCUAAGAUUUUGACACUCUCAAAAUAACACAUUGUAAAUAGUUAAAGUUUUUACGGUUAACUUCUCCACGACUAACGGUCAAAAUUCGUCAAUAUUUACUCCUAUUAGCUAAAUUUUUGGUUUAGUGAUUUACAGUGUAUCCAUUGAGACCGUCAGGUGUAAGCAAUCAUUUAAAACUGUGAAUUACACAUGGAAGUAUCAGUGACUCAUUCAAAUAGGUAAUUCACAGUUUUUCUGCCUCGCGUUUAGUCAUUGUUACUAAGGAAGUGAUAAACGCGAAAGAAGUACAUUCAAUACCAAAAGCUCAAAAGAUGCUAAUAAGUUUGGUGUAACACUUUUCCAAAGAAAUAUAUGACGUUUUCGUCGUUUGAAUUAGAUAAAACUCUGGAGACUGGCUGCUCAUCUCGAUACAAGUAACCAAGAGAGUCGUAACAGAGCGGUUUCAACGACAAAAUGAAUUUACAAAAGAAAGCACCUGAGCCUUUAUAUUAAAACAACUGUUCACCAAAGGCUCAGAGAACAAUGUUGAAUAAUCCCCUCGAAUUCGUCCAAUUCACCUCAUCUUCGGCAAAUAAUAGUUCAAUAAGUAAGAACCAAUCAAAAUAUGAGAAUAAUGUGGCUUACCAUAUAAUUAUCUAUCCACCUGCUUGUCUGCAUAUUUAUUUAUAGAUUUAUUUAUUUAUCUGUUCAUAUCCAUACUUGUGUUAUUCCUUAUUUACUUUUUUAUUUCGAUAAUGAAUUAAGAACUAGGAAGCUCCGGGUGAAAUAAAUGUAAAUUUUUCAAAUUCCUUUCCUGUGCAAAAACGUUACUACAAUUACAAAGUGUGACGAAAUGUUAAUUGUGUGGAAAGGUCUUUAAGCCUUAAUAUUAAAACGAGAACCUGUACACGGCCCUUUAAAUACUUUACACGAGAUAAAAAUUGGUGGCCAUUUUUGGAUUUUUUAAAAUUACAUCCCAAGCUAUGUAAGUUUAUCGAAGUUUAACUCGUUGUUGCUGAAACUUGUGUGUGUUGUUUGCGUGUGUUCGCGAAUCCGUGAGCCUCUGUAAAUUGAGUUAAAAAUUUGCAAUAUUUUCAUCGCCCUUGAUAAACCUAAGUGCUUUUGUGGGGAAAACAAUGACAACUACGUUUAAAAAAAUGCGUUACAUUUCAAAGAAUGGUUGAACAGUGCAAUUCAUUUUGAGGGAAAAGAAUAACAAAAUUUGAAAACAGAAUUUUUACUUACCCUUAUUAUACUAGUAAUUCUAAUAUUAACAAUAAAAUAUAGUAAAUUUGUAUGCCACGAAUUCCUAAGCCAUUUUGUUUCUUUACAGAUGUCACAAGCUACAUCAUAGCAUCUUUCAGUGAAAGUACUCGCGGAGAGGGCUUCGCUGUAUAUCAUAAAUAUAUUUCCGCAACAGGAAACUCAUCCUAUCACAUUCGGUUCGCAACUACACAAAAAAUAUGGUCCAUGGAACUUCAACGCAACCCUGUUAUCCCCUUCCGUUGGGUCCACGUCAUGAUCACUUGGAGCGAAGCCUGGGGACUAAGGUAUUACGAAAAUGGACGACUCCUUCAAAAGACAAUGAAGUUUGAAGUGAUUGGAGGUGGAGGCAAUCCCUAUAAUAAUGUCGCUAUCGGCAAAGCUCCUCAUACUACAGUUGUGAGCUCACAACCUUUUCUUCAGCUCUCUGAUUUAAUCAUACGGUAUUCAUAUUUAACAAACGGAGCAGUCAAAGAAAGUGUCAAUCUAUCAGGUGUGUUAGUUUUACAUUCCUAGUUUUCUUUUUUUACCUCGUCAACAUCAUUUUCUGACCAAAAUAAGAGUGGCCCUUUCGAAUUGUGAAAGAGCAUAGGGAUUCUUUAGUAUUAGAACUAUCGAAGAAUGUGUGAGUCUGGUAUAACACGACGACAUUUUCAAACGUCAAAGAACCGGAAGAACCAGGUUACAGACAAGGAGUGGUUUACAAGCUCAGUUCGGCUUCCGACUGCCAAGCCUCCUACAUCGGAGGGGGUGGCAGAAACUUCAACGCUUGACUGAAUGAAAAGGAACAAGAACCAAUGAAUGUCAAAAAUCGCACUGUUGAACAUCAUCGACUCUCAAAUCUCUUUAUUGGCUGGAGUUCCCAUCGCCCGGGUAAGAAUGGUCCUGUACAAGGACGGUUGUCGUCAGAAGUGACCGAUGUUUCGAGAACCUGAGUGGAAGUCGUCAUCAGAUAUAAAUUUGUUUCUCGAGUGUUACAAGAAUGGCUCGUGAAAACUCGUUAAUCAAUUUUCCGCGAUAAUAUUGGCUGUAAGACCCAAGUAGUGUAAGUCAAAAUCUGUUGGGAAUAAAACUUAUACCCAAUUCACACCAAAGCUUAAACAUGUUUUAUAGUUGUUUUGUUAAACACAUUUUUUUUUUCGUAGAAAAUACAUAACCUAAUAUUUUGUCACUUAAAUUUAGCACAUUGGAAAUCCAAGUUGGCAAGUACUUGAAUCAUACGGAAAAUUAAGUUUUUCAGGUCUCUGUCUAUGAUUUUCAUUCAGCAAAAACCAGUUUACAAAACAUGUUUUGCAGGUGUGAAUAGGGUAUUAGAUCCGAUUCUGAUGAUGACCUCGCUCUGGUUGUCGUAAAAGUAAGUAAAUGCCACCAGUAACUUUCCUUUAAGGAAUACUCUCACUCAGACUACACGAUCAGCUUCUGUUCUUGAUCCAAACAAUUUACAAUAUUAUUCUCCUUUCUCAUCUCAGACCUAAACACUAUCUUGUGGUAUGAACAACCAGCGUUGGACUUCAACUGGCAGCAGUUACAAACAGACUGUACACCCAGUGAAAACACUGGACCUUGCCACGGAGGUACAUAUGUAGAACGGACCCUUACAUAACCCAGGUCUUCGUUUAAGUAAUCAUUAAAUAACCUUUGUUCGGCGCAAUAGCAUGCAACGUACGAUGUUUAUCCCUGAAUACUAUAUGUUCCCUCCUAAUGAGUCUUCUCUAUAGACCAAUUUUAGCUAAAAUUCUUGAAAUAACCAAAAUGGCUAUGUACUCUCAUUUUCUUACUUAUUUAAGCCUUAACUCCUCUAUUUCAAAGGAAAAUGCUCAAAAUUGUAACAACUGACAUCUAUACUUGCAGAGACGGCCGAAAAAUUUAUGUUCGUCGAAUCUUCGUUCCCGCGACAGAAAGGUGACGUGGGUCGCCUUGUCACACGCCCAACAAUACCUACAAGAAAUUGCUUUACCUUUUGGUACCACAUGGAUGGAAGUACUAUGGGAAGGCUAAACUUGUACCUGAAAAGUCACGAAAGUGAGGCCGAUGUACUCAUUUGGAGACUUACUGGUUCUCAUGGCAACGCAUGGAAGAGAGGACAGAUUCCCAUUCUUCAGAGAUACUUGUAUCAGGUACAAAUCAGCCGUGAUUUAACACUUUCAAACUGAAAAUAAAAGGUUUUAGCGAGUUCGGUGAUGAACUUUUUCGUUCUUAAGGGUGCCACGAUAUCGUUGUGGUUGUUACCGUUGUUAGUUUUGUUGACUUUAUUUGCUGAUUUUUCCACCUAUUAUAACCUUUUAUCUGUUCUCUUCAGAUUGUAAUCGAAGGAAUUGUUGGUGGUUACCUUGGAGACAUUGCAGUCAGCGAUCCAGUGCUAAGUGUGAAUGAUAGUUGUUCCUAUACGCCGGAAGAGGCUCGACCUCUGGAGAACGGUAUCUUUAUAACAAGUUUAUUCUGAUCCUUUCCGCUUAAUUCCAAAAGGAAUUAUAACGCUGACCAUUCACACAGAAUGAUAUAGUGCUCAAAAUUAUACAGUAAGCACACAAGCCUCCUGUGCUGGUUGCAGAACCCAGUAAACGAUUGAUUAUGGGCGUGAUGACGAGGGAAGAUUUCAGUGAAAAAAAGCAUAUAUAUGCCUGGAACUGGAAGCGCGGGCUAUAUUCCAGUUCAUGAAUAGAUAAUGAUUUCUCAAAGAUUGUAGAAGCUGGGGUAAACGCGAUUAACAUUUGAGUCCACUAAACCUAAAAUAAUUUUCUUAAAACUGAGAUAAAAAACGGCACUCAUGUCGAAACUUAACUUGAAUAAAUGUUGCGAAUAAUACUUUUAGGUCACAUGGUCUUGAUUCCAGUGAAGAUGUGAUUAAAAACAAAUUGGCUGGUGCUGAUAUCUAAUGACGAGUGAAAUCAUGGCCCUUACCCCCUUCCUUUCGUUAAUUAUGUGCUUUUUUUUAUCUGUUAUCAUGCAGUUUCAGGAUGUCGAUCUGCUCUUGGCAUCGAGGGUGGUGCAAUAUCUGACCGGCAAAUCACCGCCUCCUCCGCUGCCUCCUCUGCGUAUGCCUAUCGAGGCAGACUUAACUCCCGAAACACAGAUAGCCAAUCAGGUGCUUGGUCAGCUUCUGUUACAGAUGAAAACCAGUGGCUACAAAUUGACCUGGGAGGUUCUUACUACACCAUGGUAACUCGUGUGGCAACUCAGGGAAGGAAUGGCUUAGCCGAGUGGGUGACGAAAUACAAAUUACAACACAGCUACAACGGAGUAGAAUUCAAAAAUUACAAGGAGAAGGGUAAAUUUUCAGAUAAGGUAAGACAUAUCAAUUUUUCAGAGAGUGAAUCUAACAUGCCUGCAAAAGAGACGCCCAUUUACUAACCACACCCCCCCUCCUCCUACCACCAUCAUUACCAAAUAGCUAGUCAGUGAGUGAGAAGAAGGGGGGGGAGGGGAAGGAAAAAGAGCCUUUACUAACCCUUACAGCCUCAGAUCUAGAUUGCUUGGAGAUGACUAAACAUGUUUCGCUACUAAAAAAAAUUGUUUUUUCAAAUUUUAUUUGCCGAUGUUCACCAGUUCCAUUUGGAAUUACAAAAAUUCAAUAUAUAGUUUAUUUACAAGAUGACAUCCUUCUUUUAAUAAAGGAAUUUUCUAGCAACACGGACUCUGACACUAUUGUUUCACAUGACCUAACUCCACCAAUUGUGUCGCGUUACGUUCGGUUCCUUAUAUUAACAUGGUCUGGCGGGAUAGCUAUGAGAGUGGAACUGUACGGAUGUCAAAAAGGUAAUUAGAAAGAUGUCGUUGUUGUUAUAGAGGAGGAGGAGGAUCCAAUGGAGAUCAAUUCGGUCUAGAAACAUAAGAGUGAUGAACAAAUUCAGAUGACCGUAAGCGGGAGUCCAAAAGCUAAGCUAAAGUAUGAUAACAUACAAAAUAAGAUGGAACAAAGACGUUACAAAGUUCUAUAAACGAGAAACCCAAUGAUUAAACGUAACAUGAAUUAAGCAAUUAUUCCAUGACUGCACGUUGGAUAUGAGAUGGUAAAAAGCUAACGAGACGCGUGCCGCCAAGUUGACCACACCCAAUCUCCUAUCCAACAAGCACGAACGAAAUAAUUGUUUUAUUAAAUUUUAGACUUUUCGCCAAUGCUGUGGGAACUUACGAAAUUUGUUUUGACUCUUAAUUUUUUGUUUUUCAAAUUUAAGCGACUGUAGGAAAUGACAUUGCCUAAUGUUUGUUUUAUAAUCGCUUCUAUAUGAGGUGAUACGGUAUAUGAUCUGAUAACCAGAGUUGAGUUAACUAACAGCACAUUAGAAAUGCUAUAUAAAGAGUUCAAAAUUUUAUAUUAAAAAAAGCCAUCAGGGAUGCCUUUUCCACGAGAAUUUAAACACAGUAGUUUAUACACAACGCAUUCAAACGGAAUGUAUUGUCUAAUUACACACGCUUGAUAUGCAAACUGACCAGUUACAAUGUUCAGUUACAGACAUAGGGCGCGCACUGUUCUAUUGGAGCUCAAAUCGGGUUUCUAAUGACCAGUUACUUUCGAAAUUGUCCUACAUAUUUUUGUUUGUUUUUUCUUUUAAGGUAUAUUCAACUUCUUAUUUCAAAAUAUAAGGAAUAGUGUUUACAGAUUGUGGGAAGAUUUGGACUGUUGGGUGUGGGAUUCAGGAUGGGCAAUGGGGGUACGCAAUUCCGUUUGUGAGAUUUUAUGUUUGAAAUGCGGGAAUCAGGUUUUAAAAUGAUGCAAGCGGGAUGUAGGAUGUGGGAUGAGGAUUCGGGGUAAGGGAUGCAGAGCGCAGUUAAUGUCAAUAGCUUACUAAAAGGAGCAGAAGUUAUCUUUAAGUCAUUCCUUUCGAAAUACAGAGUGCAAGUUAGCUCUUGGUAUGGAAAGUGGUGCAAUUUCCGACAUGCAGAUUAGAGGUUCCUCUGAAUAUGACGGGAAUCAUGCAGCCGUUCAGGCCAGACUGAACUACAACGUUACUGGCAAAUUUGGAGGUUGGUCGGCUCGCACAAAUGACAAAAACCAAUGGCUGCACGUCGAUCUCCUAAGUCAUUUCACAAAAGUUACUCGCCUAGCAACACAAGGACGCAGAGAUGUCGAUCAGUGGGUGACAAAAUAUAAUCUAAAGUACAGCAAAAACGGAUUAAACUUUCUCUAUUACCGUGAAUCAAGGAAAAGAAACGAUAAGGUGAAGGACAUUUCUCCUUCUUCUUCUUCCUUUAUUUUUAUUACCUCUUCGUAUGUAGGGAAUACUUAUGGAGGAUCUUUAGGAUGUAUAGAUAAUUACAAUGCCAGGCCAUAGCACAAGGAGUUACCUAUUCUACAUUUUGCGAGAAGUGAUCCUUAACGUCCCCUGCCAACCAGAACAGAGAAAGUGCAGGAGACUGGGCUUACGGUUCAUCGUCCUUAUCCGAGAAGAAGAGAAUGUUUCACAAUUUGCAGAUGUCGUAGCAAAAGCAGCACAUUCUUCCCAGUUAUUUUAAGACCCUGAGUGUUGCUGCGGUCUGGCGCUUGAAUUGUCGACCUCCUACACGGCAUUCCAGUGCUCUUCAACAUAUCGGAACUUGAGCUAACCUCCUUGCUUUCUUUAUUAAAAUUAGCCGUAGAGUAACUACCCAGGAGUUGUUAUAAUGCGAUAAAAAUUAUGCUGAUUGUCAGUACCUCAAUUGCGACAGUGUAAUAAUUGCGUCAGAUAAUCAGAGCAAAGCGAUGUAUGACAAGGAUUCAUACAUCGCUUUGUAUGAAAACCCACUGAAAUCACUCUGUCUUUAAAGUUUCGCAAUCUUUCAGCCCCUCUCAAUAAGACGAUUGUUAAAAUACGAUUAUAGAAUGAGGUCGGUAAUGAAAUGUAAACUCGAAGCAAACUGCCACUAUCUUACAUGUAACAGUUCAUGUGAGGUUUCAUUGGUCAAAGCUCAUAAUGAAGAAAUACUGCCAAGUAAACAGAUAAAUUUGAGCCUAUCUAAAAGUCUUUGAAUUACCUAUUAGUGCAGAACAAAAGAACAACUUCAUUUCCUAAGCCCAACUGAGAUAGAUCUCCACAAUGACUCCCUUAUCCUUUAUCCUUUAUCUGGGUGCAGGUAUUCGCCGGAAACACAGACAGAAAUACUGUUGUUUCACAUGACCUUAACCCACCGAUUACAGCACGUUUCUACCGCUUUCUUCCACUACAUUGGUUUGUUCACAUAUCGAUGAGAGUGGAGCUAUAUGGAUGUCAUGGUAACUAAAAAAGUUUUUUUAUACAAUCUCUUGAUCAUUAGACAGAUCUUGAUUGCUUCUAAACUUACAAAGUAACGUUAAAGGUCAAAUGCGUAAACUUCCUUUCACAAACUGAUCAAAAACAGCUUUUUAAAUGUCUUCUCAAAGUUAUAAGGUAUGUUUCGUAGUUGACUUUGGCUCUAGAGCUAAUCUUACAUUUACGUCAAAUCCCUUUUAGUCCAAGAAUGUCUCUCUGCUCUUGGCAUGGAAAGCGGUGAAAUUUCUGAAAAACAAAUCAGUGCCUCGUCAGAAUUCAGCAGCCAAUUAGUCGCCAGUCAAAGCAGACUGAACAUUCAACCAAGAGCAGGAAAGUUGGGAUCUUGGGCAGCUGCCACAAACAAUGUCCAUCAGUGGCUUCAGGUUGACCUUGGAGUUUACAGUAUAGUUGCGCGCGUCGCAACGCAAGGCAGACAUGAUGCUCAACAAUGGGUGACGAAGUACAAACUGAUGUAUGGUCAUCAUCCAUCAACCCUUCAUUCCUUCAAGAGACCAUAUGACAAUAAUGACGAGGUCUGAAUAUCUUACCCAUGAAAGUUUUUUAAUCUUUUUUUGAAUGCGUGGUUGUUUGUUUGUGACAAAUGAUCAAAACAAAAUGACGCCUGCACUCGAGCUUACCAGCUAAUCUAGGUGAACUUUACUCGAGUUUCCAUAGCAUGAAGCGACUAGGAGCAUUGCUACUGCCCUGGAUGAAAUACCAGUCCACCAUCCAUUUUUCGACUUCUAGUUUGCUCUGUGUCCUUGCCUAUAAGUGGUUUUUUUUUUCAUUGUCUUUUUGGGAAUUUUUUCUUUCAGGAAUUUAUUGGAAACAUAAACAAAGAUACCGUUGUAUUACAUGACCUUAGCCCACCCAUCACGGCCCGUUAUGUCCGUUUCCUUCCAUUGGAAUGGAUUAGUCAUAUAUCAAUGAGGGUAGAACUGUAUGGAUGUCAUGGUAGGUAACAUAAAUAAUAUAAAUUUGUCAUAAUUUGUGAUGUAAGACACCUCUGAGUUGAGUCACUAAAUAUCAAACAGAUAAAUGCCAGUGCGAUUUUUGAAGUUGUGCUAGUGGUGGCUUUAAGGGUUCUUGAAAAAUUCCAUUGAAGCAGCACCUGUAAUUCGACUUUUAAAGUAAUUUCAAACAUUGAUAGAAAAAUAGUUAUGGAAAACAUCGAUGUUGUAAAUUCAAUUUUAAAUCUUCAAAUGAGAUAUAAUGAUCAUGAAAUCUUGCCUUACAACUAAGCAAAGUUACUUUCUUCUUUAGAUACUGUCUGUGAGCCGCCCUGUUUAGAAGGGCAAUUCUGUGAUGAGGUUUUAGGACGAUGUGUUUGUGACCCAACACUCAGAGGCGAAGAAUGGUGCAAGACAAGACAAAGUAACUUUCCGCCACUAUUAUUCUUGAGACAGAUUCAUUAGUUGUUGUACUUCUUAAGACACUUGAGACACCCGGGUUUUUUCAAGUUUGUCAUUUACAGAAAGUGCACAUCAUCAUCAUCCAUUACUCCAAUUGUUACCUCUUUUGAUGUCCUUAUCUCUUCUAAGUUCUUCAAUUUAAGACUCGAAACGGUUGGUUUCUUUUAAAAACCAAUUCUAAGAUUGGUUUUCCAUACAAAAUUUUUUUCAUUCUUCUCCAGCUCAAAGAUAGCUGAAAUGAAAUCCCAAAUUAUUACUUAACAAGUUUAGAUAAUUUCGACAUACCAUGCGGUCAUAGCAACUCCACAGCACCUUUAAUUAGUUUGAGGGAAGUAUAUCAAGAUUUAACUUUGAGCAAUGUUCAAGAAAAGAAGAUUAUUGUAGGAACAGAGCCUUCUAAAAUUGUCCAAAAGUUAAGGGGGCUCUGAAGGACAUACACUGUGAUAGAGCAAAUCAUCGUCACGUUACUUCUUUGAAUCCACCAUUCUCGUCUUACUUUUACGCUUAAACCACCCAUUUCCCUGUUUUUGCCGAUACAUGUUCAGAAAUUAAGACAAGACUUCGUAGAGAAAGACUCGAAAUUUUGUUUCUUACGAGGGUGAGUCAACGAAGAAUCUAAACUGAAUCAUGGAUCAUCCAAAAACCAAGAGUGCUAAUGGUGAUCCAGGUCAUAUGUUAGUCUCAUAAGUGCCUAAACUCAAUUUCGAAAGUCCUUUGCAUACGAAGCCGUUACACCCCCCCCCCCACCAUAACCUUUUACCAAGCUGUGAAUGCUCGAUGUUUACUUCUGUCUUUUAGGAUUUUCGCCUUUGCUGAUUGACAAACUGCUCGAAUCAGCUGCUUUUUACUGGACCAUGGAUAAUCACAGGAACAUUCACAACGAAAUGGGAUCUGACUACGGUAUUGCCUCAACUGAAGCUACCACAAUUAAAGGAAUUAGGGAUAAAGCUGUGAAGGUUUACCGGGGGAGCAACACCUUUACACUGAAUGAAGGUCUCCCACCAAACGAGUGUUUGUUUAAUACAUCUCAGUGCACAAAUGGCUUCACACUUAUGCUAUGGGUUUGGUAUAGACACAACGAUUUAGGACAAGUUUUCCUUGAUUCCAGCGGAGGUAGCCAUACAGGUCACAAAAUGUUUCAAGCAAAUACUAAUUCACCUCAAGUGGCUUUCCAGAUUGCUAGUCCGAAAAAGAAUUGCAAAGUAAUCUUUCCGACGCCAAAAGAAAUAUGGACACACUAUACGUUAAGUUACACAUCCCCAGACGAUUUAGGAAAUAUAAAGAUUUUCCAGAAUGGAAAAGAAGUUGAAGACUUUGUUUUCAAAGGAUGUAGUAAUGGUAGCUUUAGUGUUAGCGAUGUGACCCGGAUGUCCAUCGGAGAUCCUCAAGGUCAGCUUCCGGAAGCAGCAUUCGAUGAAAUAAUCAUUUGGUACAGAAGCUUGACCAGUGCAGAUAUUGCCACAGCAUAUGAUUACUACAGAGGUAAAAUUUCUAUAGUAAUAUACUCCUUUUAUCUCAUUAUCAAGUGUGAUUAACCAAGAAGCUGAUAUCAAAUUGGUUCGUUCACCAAAUUAUUCUUGUUUUUUUUUUUGUUUUUUUUUUUUUUAAAAUCUUACUUUUAGUUCGUUGCUAGGCAUGGAGAUCCUUUUCAGCCUCCUUACCUCCUAGCUCAAAAUCAUGAUGUAUAAUUCUCUCUUUUCUGGGGUCCAAAUGAAUCUAGAGAAUCUUGCACCUUAUUAUAACACGUUUGGCGUUUUAAUUAGGGACCUUAAGCAAACCAUGAAGGUGACGGCAACGAGGAAAUGGAAAAACAAAAGAUCUAGUCGGAAGAACAAUAGCUCAGCACGUGCGAUUUAAAACUUUGUACAUUUCUUAGCCGUCCUAUGCACGUGAAAUCACCACAAUUUGCGUCGUCUGCGAACCGAAACCGCGACGGCAAAUUAUUUUAAUUUCCAUUUGGAACUCAACGCUUCUUUUAUACGUUAUGCUGAAGUUAAGGUGUGGCGCCGUAUGAGACGGUAAACACAUGCAGCCAUUUUUGAAAUUCUAAUUAAAGGCAGAAAUUCAUUUUUUAAUCGAAGUCUUCCUUGGCGUUGCCGUCCUGACUACUUAAGGUCCCUAUUAUGUACUGGACGGAAGGGAAUCUAAAAAAGGGAAUCUAUUCCAAAAUUACGAUAGUCAACCACUGAGCACUUACCUCUAAAAAGUACCGUGAAAAAGAACCAAUAACCCACUCCACUAGAGAGUGGCUCGCUCCGAGUAUUCACCUUGCGUGCUUUGCUGAAGAGUUCAAUAGACUUAAACACGAAUAUGGAAGCGAUCCUCGCAGUUAUGAACACUUCUUAAAUAGUAGUGAAAAUAAGGCCUGAAAAAAAUUAAGGCCUGUAUGGGAUUUGAAUUCAUGACCUCUGCACCAGUAUCCCAGAGGUCAUGGGUUCAUGGAUUUUUUUCAGGCCUUAUUUUCACUACUACUUAAGUAAUGUUCAUAACUGCGAGGAUCGCUUCCACAUUCGUUUCUUCACCGUACCGCAGUUCACGUACAUGAUUUUCAUAUACUUACAGUCAUUUAGACUCACACAUGUUUUGCAGUAUAACCAAACGGUAGGAUUUCGUGCUACCCAUGUGAGCACAGACAUGCAGCAACAAGGGCUCAUACUCAUAAACAGAGAAUAAUACAUGGGCGCGCGUAGAUAUGAAAUUUCUCUUCGAAUGUUUAAUUCGAUAGCUUGCGAGUGAGCGCAGCGAACGAGUAUCGAGUCGAACACGAGAAGAGAAAUUCCAUAUCUAUAAGCUACCAUGUAUUAUUUUGUUUAUCAUACUAACACAAUAGUUCUUUACUGACAUGAAAAGCCGACUUCAUUGAUGAAUGAAAAUAAAUGAAUCGACAAUCCCCAAAUAACAAUCGUAGGGUGCGUUGGCGCUAACUUUUAAGAUGGAAAAAUGCGUUGAAUCAUCAUUACAAAAACAACAAUAAACGGUUGAGAAUAUAUGAAAUGGUCGUAAUUUUCAAUUCACAAAAUUCUUAUUUAUUGACUUUGUCCUUACCGACAGAAGAAGUCUUUCAGGUAAACGACAAAAAAUCGGCCAGUGGCAAAUCUUCCAGAUGUCGAUUUUCAUUCUCAGCCGCGAGAAAUGCCAACACCAAAGCCACUGAAUGCGUAACUUUCGGCUUUUCUUUUUGUAUGUAAAUUUUUCCCCCUUUAGGAAAGUUUUAAUCUCACUGUCUGCAAGCAAUACGAAUUUUUCAGUGUUUUAACCGCCACAAUCAGAGAAAGUUCCGACAAACUACCUUGUAUUGAGAAUCGUGAAGGUUUUGCCGUUCAUCAAUCAACCUGACCGAGUGGCGCCAAGGAAAGUGACGUGUCAGCAGCUGAUUGGCUAUAUCAACACACGUAAAAAAAUACGAUAUUUUUAUCACGUGUGUUGUCACGGCUUUUUUCAGGGCCGGAAAGACUUGUAUAAUACCGCAGUUUAUGUGAUAAAAAACUUUUCCACAUUUCACGCUUUUGUGCAAAACAUUCUCUUCAAAAUUUGGGUCAUCAGAAUUCCAAAAACUUAACAACGCAUUGCAACUCAAAGUCUUCAAAAUCAAUAGCAUCUCAAAGGAUAUUACAAGGUACUACGAGCACUAUUUAUGAUUAGUAUGGGGCUUUGCUGCGCGCGCUGCAGCCCCGUUAUAAAGUAACUCACAUAAAAACUGUCCUUAUUACUAGUUUUGAAAUAAUCAUAUCGUCUUUUUCAGGAGAUGUUAACUUAUUGCUAUUCACCAAUCUCCAUUUCACGGGUCUUGCUUGGAAAGAAAACCUAUCAGAUCACGAAUCAGAGACUUAUAGAAACUGGACGAAAAGACUGACUGAUCGCGUAAGAAUUCACUCGUAAGAUAAACAACCAUUUAACCCCUAAGAGUGACUAGCAUCUAAUUUCUAAGAGAUGAGCUUUCUUCUUUUGUCUCACGAUAGAGUCACUUAUGAUGUAGAUCGCGACGUUUCGACUGCAAUACUGCUAGUCUUCAUCAGGAAGAUGUCUGCUAGUCUUCAUCGUCGUCCGAUGAAGACUUGCAGUAUUGCAGUCGAAACGUCGUGAUCUACAUUAUAAGUGACUCUAUUGUGAGACAAAAGAAGAAAUUUCACCUCCUAUCUUGCACCACGAUGAACAAUAAGCACAUAUUUUAUUAUAUCUAGUUUCUAGUUACAUCAUCAACCCUGAAUCAAACAUUAACGUCACAAGAAUAAAGGAAAUUAUCUCCAACUAAAAAAUCUCCUGAUUGUUAAACAAAUUCUCCUCGUCAGCGCCUUAGGAGAUGUAUAGAGAACAGUAUGGAGAAUAUGCUUACUUAUGUUGGAGUGUAAAGGGCUAAGCUAAGGUGGAAAAAUACUGGAUCAGUAUCAGUAUCUACCCACCUACCCCUCCCCUAACUCAACAACAGUCGAUUGACAACAAGUUAAGGUUAAUGUUGGGUUAGGGGAGGGGUAGGUGGGCAGUUGCCCUGAUACUGAUUUUGAUCCAAAAUCAACGAUGGUCGGCUGAUUUUUCAUUCCGAAUUUUCGGUUUUUCUUCGUAAUGGGAAGCACUCAUUUUUUACAAACAAAAAUUCAAGAACGCCUGCACUGACUUGACAAAUCAAGUGCUUGAAAAAGGAUUAGCCAUGCAAAAUAAUCUCGUACCAGCAGCAACAAAAUUCAUCAGUUACAAUGUCAAAUGUAAAGUACUGUAAUACUCUUUAUGAAGAAUGGAACAACAUUUUUCUCCCAGAAAUGUUUCGCUUUUGUUCUAAUUGCCGCUUGGAGGGUGGGGAAGGGAGAAAGAAUAUGAUGCGAAAUAAUGGCUCUUAGGACGUUCGACUACAAAGAGCACCUCAUAAUUACCUAUUCGUUCGAAGAGGGGCGCAGAUUAAGUUGAAGAAAAAAAAACUAUUCACUGAUUUCAGGUAAGAUCACUGUAUAAUAACAAGCCAGGCUACGGCAGUGUUACUGUCUACAAAUACUGGUAAGUUGAAUCAUUCAGACAAGUUUUGAACCGAGAGUCUAUCGAUGCAAUUUUACUCAUCAAGCACGGAGUUGACUUUUUGAUUGAGACGUACUUUGCGGUUACGAUAAAUUUCUACAUCAAUCAUAAUGCCCGCAUUUUUAUCUUGGUUUAAGACAAGUUAAAUCUCUACGGGUGUUGCAGUUGUAUAAUUGAAAUCAGAAUGAGAUCUAAAUUCCUCGUCGCCAAAAUCAUUCGAUAAGUGUUCCUAUUUCCCACGUUCCCUUCCCUUUUUACUCCACGAAGGACCUUAGCAAAAAAGCUGCUAGUGAGACCAUAAAAAUGUCCGUCCAUCGUUAAGGAAAGAUGUUAGCAGUCAAACGUUACAAAAACAAAAACAAAAACAAAAGCGCUUUGAAAAUAAACCAAAACAAACCGAACCAAGAUGAUUUCGCACAUCUGGAUAAAAUCUGGAAAAAAAGACGAAUUUGUCAGGGUGUGUGUUAGAGUUUGUUCAAAAUUUAUUUAGCUAUGAAUUGUGUUUUACCAACUGAGGAAUUUUGAGUUAUAUACUUGCUGGAUGGAAGUUUCUUACUUACAUCUUAACAGGGAUGCAUCAGGAGUAGCAGGUUGCGAGUUUUCCAUACAUUUUACCGACAGAGGAUACAGUGCAGUAGAACCUUUUAUAAACUGGCUCUCAACAACUCCUUACCAGAUUAACAAGCUUGAGGCCAAUGACAGUAAGUCUUGGGUUUUUAUUAAUUCAAAACCUCACCAAUCAAAAUUUAGACGUGCGCCAGAAAACUGGAUCGAGUAUAUCAAAUCAAGUCUUAAUGGUAAAGUAUAGGCAAACAAAGCUUCCUGUCGUAGAUUCACUUCUUCUCUUUUGGCUUUUUCUUUUCCUAGCUUACAUUCCCUAAAAAAACUUUUCCUAGUUGUAUCGCAAGGCACCAUAAAGAUAAAAAGGGUUUUUCAUUUUGCUUGACCCGCAUGAGUUAUCACAAUUUUUCACUUGGUAACAAGUCGUUACUACCAUUUGAUCAUUGUGAACUUUCGUUGCCAAAGUCCAAAAUAUGGCUAAAUGUCACUAUGAUAACAACCGUACCAAAAUGUAGCGCCACCUGGCCACGUUAGAACAUCGCGCCUCUAAGAAAUAUUUAUUAGUUGAAAAUAGUUUAAAAGUGAAAGUUUUUGGCAAGAAAGAGAAUUCUUUUUACACCUUUUUUAUUUCCUAGUAUUUAUAACCGCGGUCAGUCUUCACGCUCAAAGUUACAUUAAGGAACGUUCAAUCGACUUAAGUAUCACGUGGAACGGACCGACAGAUCUUUCCCAUGGAAUAUUCCAAGGUUAUGAACUUUUUUAUCGGGAUACAACUCUUGGUAAUGAGACUAAAGUGAUUCUGAGAACAACCGGCGAUACCUUUUACGUGAUACAGAAUCUGGUGCCCAACACAAAGUAUUUGAUCACCGCUCGGAGCUUCACUUUGGAGGGUGACGGAAAAAUGAGUGAGCCUUUGUUUAUAUGGACAGCACCAUUAGGUACGUUAAAGCCAUGCGCAGUCGACGUUAUUGAUCCACACUAAAGAAGUAGAGUAGACGAGUAAAGGAAAUCACGAAUGGAAAGCAACUCGUGUGCUAUCCAACGAAUUUCAUUUAAAUUUGGGUCCUUAAAACAUAAAAUGAAGCAAUAGUGCAUAAUCGUUUAUGAAUUAGUAUGUAUCGUUACCAUAAUGCAAAUACUCCUUUAGCAUUUUGACAAAAACCAUUUUGUUUGUCUUGGUUACAUGUCACCGAUCAUUGCUCUAUAGACUUGAUUUCUGAUUCUUUCAAAGCUUCUACCCAGUCUCCCAUCAACAUCACUGCAUUCAAGUUAAACUCAACAAGUCUUCGAGUCACGUGGACUAAAAUUUCCGCUGAACAGGUUGGUGGAGUCAUAAUCGGAUACAUGGUCGUCUUCCAUGUGGUAAACGAUGGAAACAGUUCCAUGAAGAGUGUUGUUCAAUGUGGGUUCAUGAAUCAAACGGUUCUAGGAAACCUUCAGAUUUUUACCAACUACAGUAUCCGUAUUCUUGGUUUUACACGGACUGGCAAGUUAGGCUCAGUCAGCGACUCAGUUUAUGCCAUGACAGACGAGGAUGGUAGGUGAAAUUUUUCGUGAACAAGAUAAGACUUGAUGCAUGACACUUAGGCCACUAAAUUUUGACGAUUUUGCGCCACGAAAAAGUAAAUUGACACACCUAACAUACAUAGAAAAUUAUCUUUUUUAUCUCAGUUAGAUUUGUAAAAAGAAAAAAGUAGGGCAAUAUAAGAUAUAAAUUGAAACGGCACGUAAAUCAAGUUUAUUAGCUUGGUGAAAAGAGUACUUUAUGUCUUGCACUUGCUUAUGUUUGUAAAAACUAACACCGUUCGCAUACGUGUACCUUUAUUCACACGUUAGGCUUUUAUGAUAACGGGACAUGAAUUUACCUUCAUUUUUUUAAUGCCGAAAGUCUUACGGGAAAUAUAAAUAACUGAAGUUUCCUCUUAAACCGUAGGUGUCACACGAUAUCACAUGAAAAUGAUGAAUAAACAUCUUUCAAAAAAAUUUUAUUCUCCAGUCAGCCUAAGUUUUUCUUAGGAUGGAAGUUAAAAGGAAAAUUGAAGGAUGAUAUUCUUAAAAUCGAAUCCUUCCCCUCCCCCACCCCUCUCCUCCAAAAGAUUUUGAAUUUUGUGCGCUUUGUAAACUUCACCGAGACAUGACGACCUUUUAGUCUUACCAACAUGGUCAGAGGGGGGAGGGGAGGUUCUGUGUACACGCCUGAAUAGGCAAAAAGGGUCUCCUCUACUAUACUUAAAUAUAGCAUAUGUUUUCAAUAAAAAGGAGUUUUAACCUAAUUAAAGAAUUGUCUUUAAAAGCUAAAGAAACCAGGUGAACGAGUUUACACGCACUUCUUUUGACAAUUAUGCGCUUCACGUAUUUUUUUUUUUUGUGCGGGAUCAAAGCAGGUAAGCCGAGCGGGCAAGAAGGGCCCAUCUUGCCCGCUCAGGUAGCCAAUCAGAACAUAGGAUUCGCUUCAUAUUGCCUACGGGCGUUGCCAGUGAUAUAAUAAGAAAUAGUAUUUGGCUUUUCGCGUUUUCCUCGCUAGUUCCAAGUCUUCCUCCGUCCAAUGUAAUCGCGCAAGCUGUUAAUUUAAGCAGCAUCUUUGUCCGUUGGGACCCUAUUCCCGCAGAAGGAAGAAACGGCAUCAUCAUCGGUUACAAGGCUUGGUACAGGAAGAUGGUUGAGCCGCCUGUUUGGAAGAGGAUGGAAUUUUGUAAUGUGUACUGGUGUGAGGCAACAAAUCUUGAAAUGAACACUCCCUAUCGCAUAAACGUCAGAGGUUUGACAGUGAAAGGAGGAGGGCCUGUUGCCUCAGUGGAAGCCAUCACAGAGCGGGGCGGUAAGGCUUGAAUUUCAUACCACUUUUAAUUUGUCUAAAAUAGCUUUGAGAAACCUGGUCAUCGCUGUAAUAAGAAAUAAGAACCGAUAGUAACUGGACUCUAAUUUCCGUGGUGAAAUAAAAGAAAAAAUCCCUACACUAACGGAAGCGAAAAGAGGAAUUGUAGGCUGUGUGUGUUUUAUGUACAAAAAUGGAACUACGGUAUUGGUCGGGGCAUGUUAUCGCCUCAUCUUGUAAUAACUCCUUCCGACGCAGCAGUACAGUCUAGUUAGAAACUUACCUCCUUUCUGCUGUAAUUUAGUUCCGCACCAGCCUUUAACGAGCCUCACAGCCCACAACACAAGCUCCACAAGUAUUCUGGUCACGUUAUACCCAGUCUCCUAUAAUGAUUCAUAUGAGCCGAUAAUAGCAUUUGAAUUGAUCAUGUCAACCGCUGACAACUCAAGCGAGAAGGAGACGAUUACCACCAUAUUAGGAAAUUGUGAAAACGCUACCAAGAUAACUCACCAUCAGACCGACCUGCAGGAGUACACAGCGUACCACAUCAGUGCAGCUGGUGUGACCAGGAAAGGAUUUAUAAAAUCUAAUCACAAGAUAACUGUUUUUACCGAAGAAGACAGUGAGUAUAUAUAACUAGAAGAAAAUGAGGGAUUAUAAAGACGUAUUCAUGAGAUUCCCUACGAUGUGUCAAUUACUUUAAAAUUGUUUUCGGUCUCGGAUGGAAACGAAGGUCUGUAUCCCCAGACUAUUGGCGGAAGUCUGCAAAUAAUCCACACGAGAAUAAACUCCUCUCCCCGUAAUUUCGAACUUCAUUACUUCAACAAAGCUAAUAUCUACGCUGUCUGUCGUUGCGUUGAUUUCGUCGGAACAUCAUAUCGAGGCUAACCCUUGUGCGAACUUCGCAAAAAACAGAUUUUUGUUCGCAUGAAAAGCCAUAGAUUUCGUCCAAGAAUUUCCGAAAAGUAGAGUGAGAGGUAUCUCACCAUGUUAUUUGUGUUAGAAUGAAGAAAUAAUGCUUUGAGGUGCUCGACAUGAUAAACUCACAAAAAUAUUGGAUAUAAAGUCACAUUAAUGAAAUUAUCAACGUAACAUGGAAUGUUGUCAUGAAGUCUAUAAGACUAAGGGUUGAACAUCGAAUUCCAUAUUUGGAGUAUUGGUUUUUUUAUUAUCAACAAAAAAGGGAAAAAAACCUAUUCCUAAUGGAACCCACCGUUUUAAACUUUGUCCAAAUUAAAUAGAAUGUUUGUAAUUAAAAGGAAAAAAUUAAUUCUUGAUCAUGAAAUAUUCUGUAAAAUGUAAGCGUUAAUAAUCUUGAUCUUCCUUAAAUUCAUUUCAGUUCCCGAGGGAAGCCCGCAAAACAUAACACCAGCGGCUUCAUCUGCUACAAGCCUGACACUGUCCUGGAAACCGCUAACUAAUGACAAGGCAAACGGACUGAUUUUGGGAUAUCACAUUCUACUGUUUGACAGACUGAGAAACAUAACUAAGAAUAUAACCGUGCAUUCUCUUGAUCAGGCAAAUAUUGCAAACCUUUUCCCUUACACUGAGUAUGAGGCACGUAUAGUACCUUUCAACAGCAAGGGACUGGGUAACGGUAGCGACGUCAUAGUGGCCAGGACCAAGGAGGCUGGUAUGUAGACGUGUGUAACCCCUUCCCACCUCUGGUGGUGACCUAAAGUAAAUUUCUCCCUUAAGAUAUCGAUUGGUUUUUUGAAAAGUGAUAAAAGGAAAGUAAAAUACCAUAUAAGGGAGUUUAUUUGAUCUAUCUUCAACUUCUCAAAGCUAAAAAAUGCAAGAAAAAUAUGGAAGAGAGGAAACGGAGAAGUGGCGUUUCGAUUUUGCGAGAGAAUGGGUUUAGGAGCAUUUUCGAUUGAGUGCCAUGGAACUACAACCAACGUAAUUCGAACAAAAAAUCAGACGAAUAAAAAUUACAAAGAGCCCCAAGAUAACACAAAGGUAAAAUCAAGCAGGAAAAAAUGUUCAACUCACGUUCUCCCCCUACCCCUCACCCCUCCCCUUUUCAGUCGUGGUCACUCGUCACAAGUCGUUGAGUAGUACUCUGCGAUCUUGUCGUCAGGUGUCAGCCAAAUGGGGUGAAAUACACCCCCUGAUUUCCCUGAUUUCUCUGGAGGAAGACUGGAGGAGGGGGAGGGGGAGGGAGAUCCACACCUCUGAAUUCACCCUUUGAACCCACCCCAGAAAGUGAAAUAUUAGCCUAAAAGCUGAUAGCAUUAAAUGGAAUUACGAAUGCUUGCAUCUCGUGUUUAAUGGCGUAGCAAAAGUAACUUUCCUAUCGUCUUUCAGCCCCAAGUGAGCCGCCUUCGAACGUCACGGGCGUGGUUCCUAGUUCCACGUCGCUGACUUUAGAUUGGAAACCAGUUGAUCCUUUGCACAUUAACGGCGUCUUGCGUGCCUACGUCAUUACCUACUUUGUCACGAAUUCUCCGUACGUCACGCGUCAAAACAUCUCCAUACCUGUCACUAGUAGUCGAAAAAGACGAGAUAUCAGUGAUCCUUCCUCGCAGAGCUACGAGCUGAGUGGAUUAAAAAAGUACACGACUUACACAAUACAGGUCAUGGCAUAUACUGUCGACUAUGGAGUCCCAAGCGAUGAAAUGAACCUCACCACAGCACAAGAUGGUAAAAUCUUUUCAUCCAUCGCUUAUUUUGCGAUAUUUAGACAGGCUGGCCUAAUACAGCUCUAAAGCAGGCUUAAAUGGGGGCCUGUAAAAUCAAUAAUAGGGCCAGACUACAACAAACUCUUUGCCAAAAGUGCGAGAGUUCUUUAAUGUCCCCGAUUAGCUAGAGCAGAGAAGUUGCAGGAGACUGGGCGUAACGGUUUAUCGUCCUUAUCCGGGAUGAAUAGAAUGUCUAACCAUUUGCAGAUCUCACGGUUAAAGCAACGCAUCAGGCUCCUCAGAAAAACGUAGUUAAAGAAAUGAUAAGACAAGCAUAAUCUUAUGAUUAUCGUGCUAACUUCUGAAUAACACGGUCAAGGUUUGAGUCCAACUCGGAUCAUUGUGUUCUGUUCUCAGGCAAGACUUGUUAUUCUCAAAGAUCCUCUCUCCAUUCCGGAGAGAGAAUAAGCACCAGAAAAAUUCUAGGGAAACCUCACGGAAUGCUAUGGGUUAACCAGCGAUGAAAUAGCUUCCAGUUUGGGAUGGGUAACUACACUCCUAGUAACUUCCAGCCAAUGGAAGCGUUGUCAAUUCCAAAAGCCUUGCAUGACAGUUAAGGAGCCAAAUUUUACCCAUAACUACCCCGUUUAAUUUUUUUUCCGGGAAAGUCUUUCCGCAUUCCUGGCAGGUAUUUCGGCGUGCUCCUGUUACCAGAUAGUUUGCCUCAACGCCGUUAAAAAGUCGCUAUGAAAUCGUAACACCGGCUGAGUUUUGUGACUCCGAAGAGUAAAUUAACCUUUAGAAAAUUGCUCUCAAAUGAACUGAAACGUCGACCAUGGACACUGCCAUUUUCAAUACCGUUUGGCAACCUGGUCGGCUUUUAGUCUAGUUCGGAGUGAGUAAUAAAGUUUGAUCUUGUAGAAAAAAACUAUGACGGAGUAGCAUUGAGGAAACAACUGUCUUGUUUAAUAGGAAAUCUUUCCUUAUGCAAUAAGUUUUCUUAAAGUUUAUAUCUCUCUAUUCUCUGUUAUAUUUGAUAUGUCAAGGUCGACUGAAAGGAAAACUUCACAUUGUAUUUAGCUCCCAGUAGGUCGCCGAUAAAUGUGACUGCCUUCAACACAAGUUCCACAAGCAUCAACGUCACGUGGUUUCCUGUUCCUGAUGAUCACGUGAAUGGCAUACUUUUGGGAUAUAGUGUACUUUACAGAAAGGCAGAUAAACCUUUUGAAGAAUUCCAAAAUAUGACAGUGUGUGCAAGUCUUUUUGAAGUAGCAAUAACGAAUUUAGAUUUCUUCACGAAUUAUGAGAUCCGAGUCUUAGCGUUUACAGUCGCUGGGAAAGGAAACAUCUCAAAUCCUGUGUUCUGCAUGACAGACGAGGACGGUAAGUUUAUUUUGUUCCUGACGUAGAGAAGUUUUUCAAAUGAGUAUCGAAAGCGAUCCAAGGUUUCUUUGGUUUUGAUUUACUUCGCUCUUGAACCAAUCCAAGCUUGGUCACUCGCGUUUUCCCGCGCUUUAAGCAGGUUAUCAGUUUGAGUUCUCAUUGGUUGAUCAUGAUGUUAACCUUUGUUCUGAUCGGUAGAGGUGAUUACUUUAUGGUUAUAGUUUUUCGACACUCGAUUUAAAAGUGCUUUGAUAUGGAGGAGGUUGGGACUAAUGUAGCAAGCAUCACUCUUUUCAUGUAUACGUGAAGGAAAACGAGUAGAAGGAGGGAUUGUACAAGAGAAAAGUCUUCUAUUCCUCCUUUUUUCUCCAUCUUUCCUUUCCUUGAGAAACGAAUAAAAAAAUAAUUUUCCGCGCACAAUCGCGAAACGCGUGGUAGAGUAUUCCUAUGUCGUGUUUUUUUAUGCUAACACGAUUGAAAAUUUCAUUGAACCACGGUGUUCUCUGUCGAACACGCAAUAACGUGAAAAUUGAGUGGUCUUACGCCAAGGGAAGGGCAAAAAAAGCAAGUCCUUCAUUCCUGAGGAAUGACCCAGACAGGCGGUCUAAAUGGCCAUUUCUGACCAAUAGAAAGCUGAGUCAGAAUCGUUUGCUCUUUUCAUUUUAGUCCCAGAGGGUGCACCAAUCAACCUGUCAACUCUUCCUGCUAACACGACAGCGAUAACAGUUAGGUGGCCUCCAGUCGCCGAAGAAGAGAGAAAUGGUUACAUAUUGGGUUACUGGGUCUCCAUAAGUAACAUCACCGGUGAAUUUAUCAAAAACGUCAGUGUUUAUGGUUCUGAUAUGCUGACGACGACCGUGGGAGGACUGGACAUCUGGACAAAUUAUAGCGUCCAGGUUCUCGCGUUCAACGUCAAAGGAAAUGGUCCCUGGAGUAACGUAACACGCGGAAUAACUGACGAAGAAGGUAGAUAACAAACGAAAUUUUCAUCUUUGUUUUUUAAAGGAAUAUAUUGACACACAUGGUUCUAUUUUGUUUGUCUGACUAGCUGUUGGAUUGAUGGAUUGAUCCAUCAAUUAACUGAUUCUCGUCGAUGUCAUUAUGUCCGCUCAUAUCAAUCAUCUGCAUGGCAUGAGCGAGUGGCUUGAACAAAUGUGAAUUUCUUUUAACCUUUAAACGUUGAGGAUGACUAGCAUCUAAUUUCUCUACAUAAUACCACCCCUGAAUCACACAUUAAAGUAACGAGAAUGGAGGAAUGAUCAGUAGUAAAAGAAACUCUUGAUUGUUAAAAAAUUCUCCUUUUCAGGACCUCAAUAACUGUAUAGAAAAUAAAUAUCUCAGUAUCGAGAAUAUGCAUACUGAUGUUAAGGUGUUUUUAACCUCAACCGUUAAAAUUUCGCCGUCGAUUGCUUUGACAACCGGACUCAGAAAACUCGUUGACGGUUGGUGCCAAAAAUUUAAAUUCAUGUUUCAAAGCAAAAACAAGCUAGAGGAGCUUUAUCAGUGUGAUUCAUUCAUUUUGCUAUUGCAGCUCCGCGUGUUGCUCCAUCAAACGUCACUGCGUUCAACACAAGCUCGACAAGUCUUCAUGUCACAUGGCAGCCAAUAAGCACGCAGGGUCUGAGAGGCAUUUUGAGGACUUACCGUGUGUAUUACAUUGAAAAAGAAACCUACUUUACACGAUCUCUUAGAAAUGUGACAGUAGACUGCAACACUUUACAAGUGGAGUUAGUUGAUCUGUACAAGUUUACCAACUACUCUGUGUAUGUGGUGGCAAGAACGAACAAAGAUGGAGUAAGCAGCACGACAGUUAACGUUUCAACAGAUGAGGACAGUAAGUAAAUAUAGUUUUGUACGACUCACUAAGACUUUUUUUUAGACAAAGAAGCAUUCUAAUGUAUUUGAGGAUAGCAUGAGGUAAAGAAAAACCCUGUUUCUUAAAAAAAGCCUUUUCCCCGUGACCUUCCGGAACAUCAGCGAGAUACUGAACAACUGAGCUUUUGCGAGGAAAUCCAAGCGAGGCGAGUUUAUACUUUGGGCUGAGUAAUUUCCAGAUCGCUCGGUGUGAUGAAAUAUAGGUGAUAAAUUUUAAGUUCUCUAGUUGUGAUCGAUGUACCGUGAUAUUCACGCGUGUGGGGACAGAGAAACCACCUCAAUACAGCAUUAUGUAGGCAGCCACGUCGAAAUGAGGUUGCCUAAACCUAUGACUAGCUUGUUUAAAUUUAAAUUAUUGAAAUCAUUAUCCUCAGAGAACUGGAACGUUGAUUUUUCGCUCACUCAUUUAAUGUAUUGAUUAGCUCUACCCCUCUGCUUAGUUAACAUGGGAAAUAUCUCUUCGGUUGCUGUGUAAUUUUGCGUUUUUACGUGCGAGUUUAAACUAAUCGUAUAUCUAUAAAGAUACUCAUCAUCUUGAUCUCUUUAGGGAUUUAGAAUGAAGUGAUGAAAACUUCUUUGAAUCGAGAAAUCUGCCAAUUUAUUUUUUGACGUUUGCAAAUGGGGUAGUCGCGUAUUGAUCAAGUUUUUUGCCUUUUCAUCUUCUUCUUUUUUUUGUCCCUAAUCUUUUCAAACACAGCACCUGACCGGCCACCAGUGAACGUGGUGGUCUGGACACCACAUUCAACAUCCAUUCAUGUAAGUUGGCGUGAAGUGCCCAAUGGUUACAAAAAUGGAAUAAUCAGAGGAUACAAAGUUCAUUACACAGAACUACAACAAAACGCUCCAACUGGGACGGAAAACACACCACCAUUUGAACGCUCGCUAAGCAUCACAGGACUAAAGAAGUUCACGCAGUAUAACGUAACCGUUUUGGCUUACACAAGUAAAGGGGAUGGUGUUACAACUAGCACAGUUAUGAUGACAGAUCAAGAUGGUAUGUCUUAUGAUAAUCAUAAAGGUCGGAAUACAAGGUGUAAAAUUAUGUCGGUAUCAAGUUGUGAGACAAAUUUCUUUUUAAUUUUCUUCUCCACUUGAUCGAGGUGAGAAAAUGUCCUCCACAGAGUUCAUUGCUUAGUUAUCCCUGUUUUACGCUAUAUUAUCGGUCGAUACAACAAAACUCGCAUCACCCUUAGUAGCCACAACAAAAACCAUUAGCAACUUGGUAAGUUGUGAUUACCCGCGUUUGAAGGCAGUUAUGCGAUUACCCACAAAUCUCAUUGGAAAAUUUUUAGGAUAUUUUCCUUCGUUCUGAUUCGCAGUUUUUACAAUUUCAAUUUGAUUUUACGACACUUAGUUUUAUCUCCCUCGAUGGCUGUAUGAUAAACGAGAAAACUUAAUAAUGCCCGAAGCAAAGCCGAUUUCAGUUUGAAGGAUUCUGAGUCAAUUCCACACCAAGCUAAUGUGUUUCUUUGUCGCGAAAUCGACAACAAGAGAAGUCUCUGUUCUGCAUUACUGAUACUAGGACGAUUUUAUCAAAGAAAAUCAACGGUGGGAACAAAGCAGUGAUUACUCACGUAGUGAUGUGAACAAAAUGAAAUGCACAGCAAGCUCCUGUUUCAUAGAAGAUAAAAAUACAAGUUGAUCUUUAGAUGGAGUAAGCGUUUAGGUUUCAUAAAAGUUUAAUAUAUUUGGCAAUAAAUAUCAACAUUUUUAAGAUAUGCACAGAGCAAGAUUUGUCUCUUUUCUAAUUUUUAGUUCCUGAUGCUAAACCGCUUAACGUAAGAGCUGUCAGCACAUGGACCACUCAUACAAUCCCACUCAGUUGGACACACAUCCCAAAUCACUUACUCAACGGAAUUCUCACCGGCUACAGGAUACGUUACGAGGCCGUAGAAAUGGGAGAGUACCCGUACAAAGAAGCUCCUAAGGAAAUUAUUCUACCCGCAGGAACUGUAUCCACCGAGCUCACAGGGUUGGAGAGCUUUACUGUUUAUCGUAUCGAGUUGACCGGACUUACAGUCAAAGGAGAUGGGCCCCGUGAAGUCCUUUUUGCAGGUAAACAGACUUAAGUCGAACGAAUGAGAAAGAGGUUUUCGAUGCUUUUGACAUUGUAAAUAAGGCUUCAGGAAAACUGUUCUAAUAUUAGGAUUUAACUUAAUUUCAUAAGUGGUAGAGAAAUCGUGAUUAUAAGAACAUUAUGAAAAGGAGGUGUUGGGGAGUAAUUCUCUAGUGCUCAGGGGAGGGGUAGAGACAAGAUAGUCUAAUGCUCAGAGAGGGGGAGAGCCAAGGUAGUCUAAUGCUCAGUGGGGUGAGACAAGGUGGCCUGAAGUGAAGGAGAGACAAGGAAGUCUAAUGCUCAAGGGGAAGAGACAAGGUGGGUUAAUGCUUAGGGUGGGAGGAGAGACAAGUUUGUCUUAUGUUCAGGAACUACUAGGAGACAAAGUGCGUUAUGCUCCAGGUGAACAGCGACAAAGAGGCCAGAUGCUCAGUGCGCUGAGCUCUGGAUUGAUUGGUCCCUGCUCGAGGCCAGGCUAGUCCAUGCGUUGUCUUCCCGGCGAAGAUACUUCACUUUCACAGUUUUCUCUCUUAAACCAGAAAUGUAAAAACUAUCAGGCAAACCUGAUGGAAUACUAAGGGGAGAGGAGGAAACUAGAGAGGAACUGGUAUCAAUAAGGAAAGGUAUCAUGAAGGAAACUGGGUUAAUAAUAGCCUUAUGCUAAGAAAACUGUAUUUAUAAUCGUACUAAGCUAUUUAAAAUAGGUUGAUAAGAAUUUUAUAUGAUUGGAGCAAGUUAAAUUCAUGCUACGGAAGAAAUGGGCCACUUCGUUCGUAAGAUUUAACCUUAAACGAUAAGCUAAAAAAAUAAGGCAUAACUUCUAUUUGUAGCGAGUCUUAAUGAGAAAUUGAUACCACAACAUAUAUUUUUAUUAGAAGAAUGCUGAAGAUAGCUAUAUGUACAACAUAUUAAAGCGUCUGUUUUCUCAGAAACUUGCCGAUGCUUAAAGCGUCUAACAACGAACUGGAUGGUACUCGAUCCUUACGUUACCCAGUCACACUCAGCCACGCAAGGGCCAGGGGGCCUUCUGCCUCCCUUCGUAGAGGACAUGGCAGUCACAUGCUGCCAGACGUGCAAAACUCACGGAGAGUCUUACGUCGACUUCGAAUUCAAUGGAAAAGGGGAACCUGCUUUGCAACACACAGAGGAAGCGCUGAGAUUGAACAUACUCCAUGCAACUGACUUGACUUUCCCCGUGUACGGAUACAAGUUACAAGACAAAUUCAGGCGUGAGUUUGGCUACACAGGGAUAGUGGAAUCCCCUGGGAUUGCUUACGUAAUAAACACCAAUUAUGGCAACGAGACACCUACAUCUUUGGUGCAUGCUGUUUUUGCAUGCUGGCCGCUGGCUUUAAUGGGGAUCUUGCUGGCUUAUAUCUUUGGAUUUAUAAUGUGGGCCGUGGUAGGUAACGCACCGAUUUCUAGUUAAUUGCUGAAAGUAGUCUGGAUUGCAUCGAUCGCGCUUUCGUUGUUAGCCUUUAUCCCCGCGCUCGAGGGCGCUUUAUAUGUUUACUUAAAACCCUUAUUGGUUCGUUGUAGUGUUGACCUUUUUUCUGAUCAGCUGUGGCAAUUGCUGUACUUACGUUUAUGUUUUACGACACCCAGUUGUAGUGCGUUCUGUUGAUUUUCUUAUUUUCGAUCACUUCUUCAAAGCAUCAGCGUUUUGAAAAUUUUAGGCAUGGUUAAGACAUGAUCGUUUCUCUCCGCAUUAAUUCGUCACGCAAAGGAAACUAGAAAAGUGAAGCUGUUUUGGAAAUUACUUCGAUUUACAUUAGCAUAAACCUUAACAAGAAUAAUUUCUCCGUCUGGUUUUCAGUUUUAUUCUCUAUCUUAAUAUUAUUACACAGUUUCAUGUAUACAGAUAUCUCUGCUCCGCUGCGCGGGGCAUUUUUGACUCUGAGCGGAGUUUUGGAGUAACAAUCCCAAAACGUUUCUUCCGAAACAAGAAUACUAUACUUCUAUUAAAACAAUUAAUGUGGCUUUCUCUAACAGCUUUUAUUAGCAAGAGCCAUAUGAUGCAAAAUGCAAAGAAAAUACAAAGUUAGAAAUUUUUUUUGAGCUUUUCCAUAAAUUCUGCUUCAAUUUUAGGAUCAAGCACAGAAUACUGAACAUUUUCCUCGAUCGUUUUUUUCCGGAAUUUGGGAAGGAUUUUGGUGGGCCUAUGUUUCCAUGACAACUGUAGGGUAUGUGGUGUAUGAACUAAUACAUUUUCAUGUCGAAAAUUAAAGAAGGUGUAAAAUAACUUCUGAGUUUAUUCCUUCAAGUUGAUAGGAGGGAGUAGAGACAGUUAAAAGACUCAUUUGCCGGCCCAUGAAGGCCUUUUAUUUAAAAAAAAAAAAAGUCCCCCUGAAGGUUUCUGUUUGGCUAGGAAUAAUGUUUCAUUUACCUUCCGUGUUGAUUGGAUAUUUUGGUGCAGAACGAGCAGCAUAGACGCCGCAUUAUAUACUCGGCACAUGAGAAAAAUUCCUGAGAUAGGAUUGAUUAUUUAAAGAUCCUCUUACGAUCUUUAAAAUGACAGUGAUUUUAAAAAAAAAUCUAUUUAAAUUUAUUUAGAACAAACAUAGUAACCAGCUCCCAAUUGGCUUGUUAGCUCAGUUGGUAAAGCGCUGCACCGGUAUCGCAGUGGUCAUGCGUUCAAAUCCCAUGAAUUUUUUUCAGGUCUUAUUUUCACUCAGUGAAAAUAAGGCAUACUUAAGCAUACUUACACUACGUAAGCAGUGACUGCUUUAAGUAGUGUUUAUUACUGCGAGCUUGAGCUUAUUUAAGUUACGAAGCUAAAAUAAAAGGUAACCUUUUGUCGAAACCUUACUAGGUAUGGAGACCGCACUCCCUUUUCAAACGUCGGCAGGAUCGUGGCUAUAGUUUGGACACUGACGGGCGUUGUUAUCAUCGGUAUCUUGGUUGGUUUCAUCGCUGUGUCGCUGACAAGUGUAUCAGUUGGUGUGGACUACAAACUAUACGGAGCAAAUGCA
Messenger RNA from Pocillopora meandrina, 38102 nucleotides. The record is from the annotation of a GenBank genome assembly. NCBI's taxonomy places the organism in Eukaryota, Metazoa, Cnidaria, Anthozoa, Scleractinia, Pocilloporidae.